Molecule: messenger RNA, 1080 nt
Organism: Cordyceps fumosorosea ARSEF 2679
Lineage: Eukaryota; Fungi; Ascomycota; Sordariomycetes; Hypocreales; Cordycipitaceae
Product: oxidoreductase, 2OG-Fe(II) oxygenase family
Exons: 2
Coding region: 1-1080 (359 amino acids)
Cellular component (GO): nucleus; cytoplasm
Source: RefSeq, a predicted model, not a curated record
AUGCCGACAAUAACGGAACUAGACGCUCAUGAGCAACCAACGGCGGAGCUGCGGGCAAAGUGGAAGUCGUGGUCGCGGAUGGACGCAAAAGAAGUUAUGAAUCACCCAAGAAUCGACGACCCGCGCAAACCACCGGUAGAGAGCGGCUUCACCCAGACGGGCACCAUCACCAAAGAGCAGAGACGAGACGCGUUUUCACAAUUUGUCGAGGAAUUUGCCGACGAGGCCAAGGACGACGUCCCCGUCCUACACCAUCCGCUCCUACCAGGCCUGUUGGUCGUCCCGUCACUCGUGCCGCCCGCCGUGCAGGUCGCCGCGCUCGAGCGGAUGCUGCACCGGGACCUCUGCAACCCCACGCACCAGACGAACCUGCACCUGCACUACGACCUGCCGUACCCUCAUCACGGCGACGGCGACGGCGCCACCACCCCCGUCUCCGAGCGCUCCCUCUUCGCCCUCUCUCCCACCUCCGGCGCCGCGCCCUUCCUCCCCAAGGACCCGUCCGUGCACAAGCCGCUGACUGCGCGGCAGGUCCUCACGCGGCGGCUGCACUGGGUAACCCUCGGCGGGCAGUACGACUGGACGAGCCGCGUGUACCCCGAAGAAGAGCAGGCGGCUCAGCGGCUGCCGGCGUUCCCGACGGACAUUGCGCGGUUCCUGGCCGCGCUGUUCCCGGCGACGGACGCGCAGGCGGCCAUCGUCAACCUGUACAGUCCGGGGGACACGAUGAUGAUGCAUCGGGACGUCAGCGAGUUCACGGACCGCGGGCUGGUGAGCCUGAGCUUCGGCUGCGACGGGCUCUUCAUGAUCGCGCCGAACACGCCAUCGGCGGCGGGGAGCGAGGGAAGGGCGGACGGUGACGAGGAGGACUACCUGCUGCUGCGCCUGCGGUCGGGCGACGCCAUCUACAUGACGCAGGAGUCGCGAUUCGCGUGGCACGGUGUGCCCAAGAUCAUCCCGGGUACGUGCCCGUCGUACCUGGAGAGCUGGCCGGCGCGCGAGGACGGGCAGUUCGCGGCCUGGGAGGGUUGGAUGAAGAGCAAGAGGGUAAACCUCAACGUGAGACAGGUGCGGGAAUAA